Molecule: messenger RNA, 1200 nt
Organism: Knipowitschia caucasica
Lineage: Eukaryota; Metazoa; Chordata; Actinopteri; Gobiiformes; Gobiidae
Source: the annotation of a GenBank genome assembly
AUGGACAGCCAGGGAAGGAAAGUGGUGGUUUGUGACAAUGGAACGGGGUUUGUAAAGUGUGGCUAUGCAGGCUCAAACUUCCCUGAGCACAUCUUCCCUGCGCUUGUUGGAAGGCCCAUCAUCCGCUCCACCGCCAAAGUUGGAAAUAUUGAGAUAAAGAAUGCUCAGAAGAUGGACCUUAUGGUGGGAGAUGAGGCCAGUGAACUCCGCUCCAUGCUGGAGGUCAACUACCCCAUGGAAAAUGGUAUUGUUAGAAACUGGGACGACAUGAAACACUUGUGGGACUACACAUUUGGCCCAGAAAAGCUCAAUAUUGACUCUCGUAACUGCAAGAUCCUUCUCACGGAGCCUCCCAUGAACCCGACAAAGAACAGGGAGAAAAUCAUUGAGGUCAUGUUUGAGACCUACCAGUUUGCAGGAGUCUAUAUUGCAAUUCAAGCUGUGUUGACAUUGUACGCUCAAGGGCUGCUCACUGGAGUGGUGGUGGACUCUGGCGACGGUGUGACGCACAUAUGUCCAGUGUACGAGGGCUUCAGCCUGCCGCACUUAACAAGACGUCUGGACAUUGCAGGCAGAGACAUUACUCGCUACCUCAUCAAGUUGUUGUUGCUGAGAGGGUAUGCAUUUAACCACUCUGCUGACUUCGAGACAGUGCGGAUGAUGAAGGAAAAGCUUUGUUAUGUUGGCUAUAACAUUGAACAGGAGCAAAAGCUUGCUCUGGAGACUACGGUGCUAGUAGAGUCAUACACGCUGCCAGAUGGCCGUGUGAUCAAGGUGGGAGGAGAGCGUUUUGAGGCUCCUGAGGCACUGUUCCAGCCUCACCUCAUCAACGUGGAGGGUGUCGGUGUGGCAGAGCUGCUCUUCAACACCAUCCAAGCUGCUGACAUAGACACUAGGACUGAGUUUUACAAACACAUUGUGUUGUCGGGAGGAUCCACCAUGUACCCUGGUCUGCCCUCACGACUCGAGAGGGAGCUCAAACAGCUUUACCUGGAGCGUGUACUCAAAGGAGAUGUAGACAAGCUUUCAAAAUUCAAGAUCCGAAUCGAGGACCCUCCGAGGCGAAAGCACAUGGUGUUUCUAGGGGGAGCUGUGCUGGCCGACAUCAUGAAGGACAAGGACAGCUUCUGGCUCACCCGAGAAGAGUAUCAGGAGAAGGGGGUGCGUGUGCUGGAGAAACUCGGAGUCACCGUCAGAUAA